AUGCGGAAAGCCCUUGGAGGGGCUGCCGCGGCUGCUGUUACGGGCGGCGGCAGUGGUGUUGUUAGUCGCUGCGCCAGCGGUGACGCUGCCGCCAUGUUCGGGGUGUUUCAGAACGUGCACGUAAAUCGCUUUCCGGUGCGCGCGGCGAUAGACAUUGGGACGGGCGGGAUGAUCUCCAUGACGGUUGGACGCGUUGACGCGGCGCACAAUGCUGUGCGUGACUUUAUUUACCAGACGCAGCUGCCGCUGCACCUCGUGUCCGCCAACGCCGACGCGGCCUCGGGUGCCUCUCUGCAUUCCUCGGACGCGUCUGGAACAACACCUCCCGUCUCGUUUGUUCUCAGCGAGGCGACACGAACCGACAUUCGAAACAAAAUGCGCAUGCUGCAUGGGGCGUUGCGUCGUGACCAAUACGAUGGUCUCAGUGAGCGGGCUGCCGUAAUCACGUGGCCGCUGUGUCAUGCCGCAGACGCCGUGUCCCUGGCGGAAGAGCUGACGCUUGAAUUUAAGGUGGACGUCCGCGUGUUGGGGAAGACAUUUCAGGUGGGCACUUUAAGCCAUAACCCAGAGCCCGCGUUGGGGACCGAAGGAGCGGCGCGGCCUCCUCUGCGACAAGGGGCGAAAAACAUUUCUGCCAUUCAGGCGAAGCUGAGCAGCGGUGAGGAUGACAGCUUGCAGUUACUUAUGCAGCAGAUUGUUUCUCGGCGGGAUAAGCGACGUGGGCGACGCUGCGGCACCGGCGACGAGGAGGAAAAUCGCCGCCACACGAAUGCCAUUGCGGCCUGCGCGGUGCCGCCAAGGCAACAACUGGAGCAGCUGGCGUUCCUUGCACACGCAGCCGUCAGCAAGUGCGUUGCGCCACAGCGAAUGCUUGUUCUUGCGGAGGACCGCCAUAAGGGUCUCUGUAUUCUUGGCGCUGACACGGCCGAGACGGACGAGCUGGACGAGGAUGGCGCAAAUGCUCUGGUUCCACGCCCUGCGGCGGUGUCAAGUGGUGUGCUGUUACAUGUCUUGCCUGUCGAUAUCUCUGCGGCGCAGCGUCUGUUGCUCACGGCAGUGCAGCGUCGUGCGGAUGGGCCUGCAGGCACCGAGGAGCGACGCAGCCCCAACCCUGUGCUUCGUGAAGAGUUGAGGCAUCUGCGGCGCCUACUGGAGGAAAUGAUACGCCCAACCCUACCGGCAUGGGUAGAGCAGAAGUCUCGCGCCGGUGGACUCAUCUGUGGCUCAGGCUUUAAUGGUGGUGUGCUUAACGUCGCUGCCAGGGUGGCACAGCGGACAAAUGUUACACUGGAGCACCUUGACACGCACGCGGAGAUGCAUUACUGCGGCCUCACGGACGUGUUACUGGCGGUAAACUAUCCGGACCCAACGACCGUGUUAACAAAUGCCGCCAUCGCCAGUGCGUUGAUGCGUGCACUGGAGACGAACCGUUUUGAGUAUUUGCCGGCGGUGGGCAUUGCUGCCGCACUAUUAGUUGAGCCCUCGCUAUGGAUGUACGACAGACGUGAGAAGGUGCGGGCGACGCUGCAGAGGAAGAAGUUCUUCAACGGCUCUGUUGCGCAACGCACAUUCCGUCGGCCGCACGCUCGUGAAAAUCCUGCCGCAGCUCCAGACGCAUCAUGGCAACUCAACCAAUCGUGGAAUCCGCUGUCGUACAGGAACAGCACCAGGGGUACAUGA
Messenger RNA from Trypanosoma conorhini, 1680 nucleotides. RefSeq lists its product as uncharacterized. The coding region runs from base 1 to 1680 and encodes 559 amino acids. The record is from RefSeq and is a predicted model, not a curated record. NCBI's taxonomy places the organism in Eukaryota, Euglenozoa, Kinetoplastea, Trypanosomatida, Trypanosomatidae. The transcript has a single exon.